UUAUAAGAAGGCCAAGAACUCUCCAGUUGUCACUGUUGUAUGUGUGCUGAAUCAAAAUAUACAGAAUGCCAUCCACUUGGAAGAGGCCAGCUGAUGUGCCAUUUCCGCAAGUUUGGGCAAGAUGUGAAGGCAAAACAACUUUAGCAGAUGGUUCUAAGCUUCUCUAUAGAAUACAGGACAUCACUCCUGAAAUGCACGAAGAGAUUCUUGACAAGCUCAUGAUGGUACAUUUUGUCCGGGAUGAGGAUCUUAGCAAGACAAUUAAUUUAAUGGCAGAUAAAACAUCUUUGGAAGAACUUAGAAUGAUGUGGAAAGAAUCACUACAACAGAAUGUUGGUCUUGUAGCAAUAAGAGAAUAUCCAGAUGGCCAAGAAGAAAUAAUUGGGGCCAAUAUAAUAUGUGUUGCCAGCAAAGGCGAGAAAUCAAAUUCUGAUGAGUUGAAAGGUGAGGCAAUGCGAAAAAUUUGGCGCAUGCUGAUGGAAGAUCUACCAAAGCGACUUGAUGUAUUUGAACAUUAUGGAGUGGACCACUACAUGAGUGCUGUGGGACUAACUGUAUUACCCAAAUACAGAGGGCAAAAUGUGGGACUUGAGAUCUUACGCACUCGAUUUAAGCUUGUGAAAGGUGUUGGACUGAAGGUAACAGCUACAGCAUUCACUGCCAUGGCUUCUCAAAAACAAGCACAGCGUGCAGGCUACGAGUUGUUGACUGAAAUGGCAUAUAAUGAUUACAAGGUAGAUGGAAAAGUAGUCUUCCCAGGAAUGACUACACCAUCAGUGAAAUAUAUGGGCAAAUACAUACCUUAACUAAAUAUUUAUACAAAGAUGUUCCAUUUAUUUCUAAAUCUGUUUUUGCAUAUCAUAAAGUGAAGUGCUCUGAAAGUACCAACUUUCAGAAGCAUCAAGGCAGAGGAAAUGGGUUUUUGCAAUGUAACCACUGUGCUAGAAAUGUUUGGUUGACAGGAAGUAAGAUUACUGGAUGUGUCAGAAUGUGCUCAUGAUAAAUGGUAGAUAAUGAAACUGUAUUAAACUGUGUCAUUCAAUAAAUACCAUAAACUUAUGUGACAGUGGUAUGAAAAUUGUGCAUGAAUUUUCAGCAGACACGUGACUAAAUGAGUUGUCAGUAGCAGAGAUAAUGCAUGUCACAUAACAAUUCAAAUUAACUUAAGUGACUUCUUACUUAA
Messenger RNA from Schistocerca serialis cubense, 1183 nucleotides. RefSeq lists its product as uncharacterized. Bases 66 to 806 code for a protein of 246 amino acids. Lineage: Eukaryota; Metazoa; Arthropoda; Insecta; Orthoptera; Acrididae. The transcript has 2 exons. The record is from RefSeq and is a predicted model, not a curated record. Gene Ontology annotation, molecular function: N-acetyltransferase activity.